CCAGGAGCCCAGGAAUCUCUGUGGUAAAACCGUAAUUUCAAAGAUCUCUAGGUACAAAUAGACAAAGCGUAUCAACUAUCAAGUAUCAAUCGUCCAAAUUCAUUGAAGAGAUUUCCAGAAUCCAGAAUGAAGAACCUUGCGGGUCAUUACAAAAAUCUACAAGAGAUUUCUCAAAUUGCCCAAUCUACCCUUCAGCAAGGGCAUUUCUCUGUCAUUCUAACGGCAACCAUCUUCACUGUUCAAGUCUUCAGUUGGUUCAAUUCCAUAUUCCAGCUUAAAACCUUGGCGGCUUCUAUUUAAAGAUUGUGACUUUUGUUGUGUGCACAUGCAUGGAAUGGAUGUAUAGGCAUACAUGUAUUUAUUAUGUAAUAUAUAUUUUUUUAUGGGACCAGUUCGACAACAGAGUGUCAGCUGCAUUUCAAUAGGAAUUGUGAAUUUGGGAAGGUCGACAAAGCGGUUGAUUUACAGCUAGUGGCCCAAGAACCAUGAGUUGAAAAGGGUUAAUGCAAAUUAAGAACUUGGUUUGAGACAAGUUAAAAGUGGAAGUUAGUAAUUUGGUGUAUCAUGUUCUCUUUCCAAAAAAGAUGUUCAUGGUCCCUAGUGGCAAGUGGUGCUUCAUUUGUGAUCUUGGUUUCAGUUAUUCACUUAUUCCUGUACCCUGUGGUUCCUUCUCUGGACUAUUUUAGUACACGGUCCUUUCAAAAUUCUUGUCUCCCAAUUAAUGGGUCAAGUGCAGUAGGUAAUAGGGCUUCCCGAGAUAACAAGACAAUCGAAGAUAGAAUGUAUGUGACACUAGUCAACGAGACAUCUAAAGGAAGCCCGCCUCCUAUGCUUGAUUUGAAUGCAGAAUUUCCUGAAGAUUUACAUAAUGCUGUGGUCUACCGUGGUGCUCCAUGGAAGGCUGGAAUUGGCCGGUGGUUAGCUGGUUGCGAUGCAAGAAAUGCAUCAGUGAAAAUAGUUGAGCAAAUUGGCAGCAAGAGCUGCAAAAAUAAUUGCAGCAGUCAAGGCGUUUGCAAUCAUGAGCUGGGUCAAUGUCGCUGCUUUCAUGGUUUCAGUGGUGAAGGAUGUUCAGAGAGGCUGGAGUUGAAGUGCAACUUCCCCGAGUCAAAAGAGCAACCUUAUGGGCGAUGGGUUGUAUCAAUUUGCCCAGCACAUUGUGACACAACAAGAGCAAUGUGUUUUUGUGGGGAAGGCACAAAAUACCCAAAUCGUCCUCUUGCAGAGACAUGUGGCUUUAAGAUCAACCCCCCAUCUAAACCCGGAGACCCCCCUGUGACUGAUUGGACAAAAGUUGAUCCAGAUGUCUUCACUACCAAUACUAGCAAACGAGGAUGGUGCAAUGUGGAUCCCGAUGAAGCAUCCGCUUCCAGGGUGCUCUUCAAAGAGGAGUGCGAUUGUAAGUAUGAUGGGCUUUGGGGCAGAUUCUGUGAGGUGCCUGUUUCGAGCACUUGUAUCAAUCAAUGCUCUGGGCAUGGGCUAUGUCGAGGUGGAUUUUGUCAGUGUCAUACUGGUUGGUUUGGGGCAGAUUGUAGUGCUCCCUCUAUUCUGUCCUCCAUAGGAGACUGGCCAAAGUGGCUUCGACCAGCCAAAGUAAACAUUCCAGAUAAUGUGAAUGCGACAGGGAAUCCUGUUAAUAUUGAAGCUGUGGUGGAGAAGAGAAGGCCACUCAUCUACGUUUAUGAUUUGCCCCCAGAGUAUAACAGUCUUCUCUUGGAGGGACGCCAUUUUAAAUUGGAAUGUGUAAACAGAAUCUAUGAUCCAAAUAAUGCUACAGUAUGGACAGAUAUGCUGUAUGGUGCACAGAUGGCACUUUACGAAAGUAUAUUAGCCAGCCUUCAUCGAACAUUGAAUGGCGAAGAAGCAGAUUUUUUCUUUGUUCCAGUUCUUGAUUCCUGCAUUAUAACUCGUGCUGAUGAUGCCCCUCACUUGUCCAUGGAGGAGCACAACGGCUUGAGGAGCUCUCUUACUUUGGAGUUAUAUAAGAAGGCUUAUGAUCAUAUUAAAUCAGAGUACCCUUACUGGAACCGUUCAUCAGGCAAAGAUCACAUAUGGUUCUUUUCAUGGGAUGAAGGUGCUUGCUAUGCCCCUAAGGAAAUUUGGAACAGCAUGAUGUUAGUCCAUUGGGGCAAUACAAACUCGAAGCAUAAUCAUUCGACAACAGCAUAUUGGGCGGACAAUUGGGAUUCAAUUUCGUCUGACCGAAGAGGAAAUCACCCGUGCUUUGACCCAAAUAAGGAUCUCGUACUUCCAGCUUGGAAGCUACCUGAUGGAGGUUCUCUGAAAGCUAAAUUUUGGGCUAGGCCACGGGAGGCGAGGAAGACACUAUUUUAUUUUAAUGGCAAACUAGGACCAGAUUAUGAAAAUGGGAGGCCUGAAGCUACGUAUAGUAUGGGCAUAAGGCAGAAAGUGGCUGAAGAAUUUGGAUCGAGCCCUAACAAGAAAGGUGAGCUUGGCAAGCAGCAUGCAAAAGACGUUCUUGUGACCUCAUUACGCGCUGGGAAUUACCAUGAGGAAUUGGCUAGUUCUGUCUUUUGCGGAGUUAUGCCUGGCGAUGGGUGGAGUGGACGGAUGGAAGAUAGUAUUUUGCAAGGGUGCAUUCCUGUAGUCAUUCAGGAUGGUAUAUACCUGCCGUACGAGAAUGUCCUUAACUAUGAAAGCUUUGCCGUUAGGAUACGCGAAGAUGAAAUUCCGAAUUUGAUGAACAUUCUCCGGAGUAUAAACGAGACAGAAGUCGAAUUCAAAUUGGCAAACGUAAAGAAACUCUGGCAGAGAUUCUUUUAUCGCGAUUCCAUCUCCCUUGAAGCUGAGAGACAAAAGGAUGCGUCUGGGCGCAUCGAUGACUGGGCCGAGCAGCUUUCACAGCUAAAGGAAGACGAUGUCUUCGCCACAUUCAUACAGGUGCUGCACUACAAGCUACACAACGACCCUUGGAGACGACUAGUUCCUCGGAGGAAAAAGGAAUUCGGAUUGCCUGGAGAAUGCUUAAUGAGAAGAUGAUGUAUACAGAAAAUGAAAAUAUAUAUAUUUGUUAGAACACAGACAGCAGCUAAGGCAUAAGAAUGCCAACUGCAGGAGAUGGAGAUCUAAAGGGGAGCCACAAGAAGGCCACAAUUUUGGCGAAAAUACAAAAUUUUCUAUGCAUAUAUCUUAGUAAUAUAACAGCAUUGCAAAAUUACAUUCUUUUAUA
Molecule: messenger RNA, 3187 nt
Organism: Ipomoea nil (Japanese morning glory)
Lineage: Eukaryota; Viridiplantae; Streptophyta; Magnoliopsida; Solanales; Convolvulaceae
Exons: 15
Coding region: 565-2997 (810 amino acids)
Molecular function (GO): glycosyltransferase activity
Source: RefSeq, a predicted model, not a curated record